AUGAUUUCAAAUAAUGAUGUGUUGGAAAUUAAAUUAUUAAACUCAACGGAUGACUCUCUAAAGAUACAUCACUUACCUUGCCACAUUGACCAUGAUGGGGAAGCCAAAGUGGAGGAAUACUUUGAACCUAAUAUAAAACCAAAUAGUAAUGAUGAAUCGAUAUUGGAAGGUUCAUUCAGAGGAAGACCUCUUCAAGGAAAGAAGAUUAUUCUCUCCGAACAACAAGAAACACCACUCCAAGUAACUGGAUACAUCAUCAAUGAAGAUAAAAGUUGUGUGCAUACAUUCAAUGAUUUUACCACGUGGACACUUGAUCAGGAUCCACAAUAUGAACAAGAUAUUCAAGCAGCAUUGGAUUGGAUCCAAUUCUCUUCUAUCAUUCACAAGGAAAUUAAAAUGUAA
This is a messenger RNA of Naegleria gruberi, 402 nucleotides long. RefSeq lists its product as uncharacterized. NCBI's taxonomy places the organism in Eukaryota, Heterolobosea, Eutetramitea, Acrasida, Naegleriidae. The transcript has a single exon. The record is from RefSeq and is a predicted model, not a curated record. Gene Ontology annotation, cellular component: ribonuclease H2 complex. Gene Ontology annotation, biological process: RNA catabolic process. Bases 1 to 402 code for a protein of 133 amino acids.